AAGUUGUUUAUUCACAAGUUAUCAUUCCACACUAAUGAAAAUAACUCUGCCUCCUUUCUCACCUAAGGGUACUACUAGAUCCUACAAUGUUCGUUCCAUAAGCUUUCCUGCUAGAUCACAUCCUACAAUUUGCAAAAUCGAGCAAGAGUUGAGCAACCAAAGUUCGUCAUCAACGCCGAAAAACGCAGCUCAAAUUCGCGAUCGUCUAGCGGAACUUAAAGAGAUCUACAUUUGCAUACAAGAUCUACUAAACUUGUCACUAACCCAACAAGCCCUAGCACAACAUCACAAAGAGAAAUGGGUUGGUGACACAUUAGAUGAUUUCAUUAAGUUCUUGGAUAUAUGCAGCAACACGAGAGACGCUAUCUUGGCGAUGAAAGAAUCCGUUCGGGAUCUUCAAUCCGCUCUUCGAAGAAGCAAAGCGGGUGGAGAUCAGCUAAUAAGCAUUAUUGAAACAAAUGCCAAUUCUUAUUUUUGCUCUAGGAAAAAGAUGAAGAAAGAAGCAAAAAGAUCUCUUGAAUCUUUGAAGCAAAACAAGGAAAAUUUUGCAUAUUCCGAUCAUCACGACGUGGAUGCGGUGGUUAAAUCGGUUAGAGGGGCGAAUUCGGUUAGCGUUUCGAUCUUUAGCUCACUAUUAUUGUUCUUAUCUUCACCAAUCUUGAAACCAAAGACGAGUGCUAAAUGGGGUUUGCUUACAAAACUGGUGCACAGAGGUUCAAUAGUUGCAUGUGAAGGCCAAGAAUUGGAGAAGAUGAACGAGCUAGAGAAUGUGGAUCAAGCAUUAAUGAAUCUAUUGGUGUCCAAUUCGAAGGAUGAAUUAGAGGAGGAGAAGAUUGAAAGUGCACAGAAAAUGCUGCAAAUUUUAGAGGUCAGCAUUGAAGAAUUAGAAAAUGGAUUAGAGUGGUUAUUUAGAGAGCUAAUUCAGAGUAGAGUUUCGCUCUUGAACAUAGUGUCUCACCAGCUAGAGUGAAUUUUAAUAUAGCAUCCUCAUUUUUUUUGGAUGUUCUAUAUAUAUUACAAUCAUGUGUACAAUUAUGACUCUCAUUGUAAAUAUAGUAAAUGAAAUUGAGAU
Messenger RNA from Mercurialis annua (annual mercury), 1072 nucleotides. RefSeq lists its product as uncharacterized. Bases 35 to 970 code for a protein of 311 amino acids. The transcript has a single exon. Lineage: Eukaryota; Viridiplantae; Streptophyta; Magnoliopsida; Malpighiales; Euphorbiaceae. Gene Ontology annotation, biological process: shoot system development; root development. The record is from RefSeq and is a predicted model, not a curated record.